Molecule: messenger RNA, 2812 nt
Organism: Gadus macrocephalus (Pacific cod)
Lineage: Eukaryota; Metazoa; Chordata; Actinopteri; Gadiformes; Gadidae
Product: transmembrane protein 168-like
Exons: 4
Coding region: 120-2174 (684 amino acids)
Source: RefSeq, a predicted model, not a curated record
UGAGAAUCGAGAGAAUUACUUUGAAAUGCCACGGUGAGCCGGCGUUUUCUCUAGGUCGUGUGCACUGAGAGGGCAUCUGCCGCUUUAUACGCUACGGGCCUACGGCGCCAGCCACUGCCAUGCGCGCAGCCAUGGCCCGGCUGCAGGAGGUCCGUGGAGAGGCGACCAUCUGCUCCUCCAUGCGGGCCCUGGACUAUCUGUCCCGCGUCAGUCUGCUGGUGGCGAUCUGCCUCGGGAUAUAUUCACGAUGGGAAAUCAGCCAAGAGGCAAACAUGCUCAUCAUCUUCGUUUUGGCCCUCGUUGUCCUUGGAUUAGCGAUUACAUUACACUGUUACUUCCACAUGGAGAAAGUCAGCCAAAGUCUGAUCCACCCGUGGCAGGGGUCUCUGUUGGGUCUCCUGUGCUUCGUGGGUAGUCCUGCCCUCGACCACGGCGUGAAGGAGCAGACCACCAACUACUUGCUCUUGACUAGUAUUGUUCUCAGAACUCUCUGGGCUCUGCUGGAGCGGAUAUGCGGAUGCGCGAAGUACCGUCCGACUUUCCUCACCACGGCGGAGCGGAUGGAACUGGUCGGCUUUGGCAUAGUGUCAUUCGUGGUCAGCAGCUCUCCGAGUGUGGCGGUGUUUGUCGGUGCGCUGGCGGUACUGAUGGUCGUUCUUCGGGUGAAAGCUGUCCUCACAAUUCCCAACCUAGUCGGCUUCGUUAUCGUCGGCGUAUUCCUGGUCAUCAAGGGCCUGGACGUGUCCACCAACAAGUUUGCCUUGGCGUGUUUCUUGAGCCAACUCAUGUGCGACCCUCUACUCGACUACUGCUUCAGCGGCUCGUCUGUGACCGAGCGCUGGCAGCCGUUCCUGGCGGCUGGAGGCUGGCGACGGCUGUCCCUCCUUCCCCUACUGCUGGUGGUUGAGGUGACGUUCCUCGUUCUGGCCGCGUCUAGGCUGUCGGACGGGGGGCCGUUGUACCUGAUGAUUCCAGCCUUCGUGGUCUGCAUGCUCUUCUGGGGCAUCAUCCACCUGGUGUUCUUAAUCACCUUAUGGGGCUUCCACACCAAAAUCAGCGCCUGCCAGAGAGUGUGCUUGGCCCAGGGGUCAGGGUUCAACAGUCUAGACAAGGUCAUGGCAUCCAAGGGCGUGCGACACUUCUGCCUCAUCUCACAACUCCUCGUUCAAUUGACGCUGCUGUCCACCUUCAUGAUGGCAGUUCUGGCAUGGAUGUCGGUCUGCAGCCUCUCCAUCAGUGUGUCCCUGCUGGUGCUGCUCUUGGAGUCCCUCUUCCACGAGCUAUUCUACGACUUGGGCAACAGUCUGAAGGGAACCUGCGUGGGCUACGCUGUGGUCAUCCCCACUUAUUACUCCAGCCUCGACGGCCAGCCCAUGCUGCUGCCCCCGGACCAGGUGCAGCAGCUCAACCAGCGCUCCACGGACAUGUUCAACAAGGUGCAGCUCUUCUUCGCCCACCACAUGAUCGAGAACUUCGGCUGCGACUACUCCACCAGCGGGCAGAGCCUGGAGGCCAUGCAGGCCAAGCUGCACAGGUUCCUGGAGCAGCGGACGGCCGACGGCCCGCGCCACGACACCUACGUGGUGUACUACAGCGGACACACGCACCGCACCGGGGAGUGGGCUCUGGCAGGCGGUGACACCCUGCAGCUGGACCAGAUCGUCAAGUGGUGGCGGGAGAAGAACGCCGGGGCCUGCUCCCGUCUCAUCCUGGUUCUUGACGUGGAAAACGCCCUUCCCUGGACCCAGGAGGUGGGCCGCGUCGAGGACUCCGGCCUCUAUGUGGCGGUGCAGGGCGCCACGCUCUCGCCCGCCUCCGACCCAGAGGUGCAGGACGCCGGCCAGCUCGGGGACUUCACCCACCGCUGGGUGGAGUUCAACUGCAACCCCGGCGCCGACAUUCGCUGGUCGGAGCCGGGCCGCCGCGUGUCGGCUGUCUACGGCCUGUCCCACCACUGGGGCGCCUACUCGCUGCAACUGCCUACUGAGGGUGACGUCCACAGACACUGGCAGACCUACUUCCCCAGAUGCACCUGGCCAAGAACCCAAAAGUCAGCUGACGCAGACCUGGGCUGCUGCGGCGUCUUCCAACGGUACCUGCGGAGGCUCAAGCUGAAAUGGUUCCCGCCCGCUAUCCUAGACACGGGCCAGGGCUUCAAGCUGGUCAGGUCCUAGCCCCCUGCACUCGGUUAAAGGCAUGGAUCUUCAGAGUCAGGGAGAUUAGAGUGUAUGUAAAGAAAACCCAAACAGAAUGGAUGAGUAUGCUUUAUUACUUUUAGAGUACAGAACGUUUUGGUUAAGUCGUUAAUUUACAAAGGGGAUUCGCGAAAUGAGAUUGGCGCUAGACACAGUUUUAAGACUUAUAUAAUAAUAAUAAUAAUGGAUUGAUUGAUUUGAUUUUAUAUUAGUGUCGUUUUUUUAAAAAAAAGGGUGUUAUUUGUAAUUGGCUUGCAUGCGUAUUCAAAAUAACAUUUACUAAAUUGAGACCGCUAUGCAAAAAAAAACUGAUUUGAAAAACUUUGCAGUUAUUUAUCCAAUCGGCCCCUAAUAAAGUGGGAUACACUGCCAUCAUGUGGCAUAAAAGCAGUAAAUACUUUUUCAGUCCAGGCACCACAGGCUAUUUAUCCUAGUUAUUGUUUAUUUUAUUGAAAACAUUAUAAAAUAAGGUACAGCAGCAUUUCAUAUUUGUAUUUCCAUCUAGGACAGUCACUCGUAACUAACCAAGUGCAAAAAAGAAAAGAAAAAAAAAGCUUAAGCUUGUCUGAUCGCCAAGGAGAUGGGACCAGGGAUUUGUUUUGUGUACACGAUUGCCA